AUGAGACCGGUCGACUCGCGACAGUCUCGAGCUGCCCUUAAACUUACAGUCACAGCAGCAGCACUGACGGCAACAAUGGCCGCUUUCCGCAGAGCGGCAGCGCUGGCCGGCAAACUGAACCCUUGGUCUGCGACUAAAAGCGAGCUUCUUGGGGCUCCCAGCCUGAACGGACGACGGACUCGGAGGUGUCUGACAGCCGGGCUGUGUGCCGCAGCGGGAGGUGUCCUGACUCUGUACUUUUAUAACAAAAUGUGGAGCGACAGGAAGAGGAUGAUGAGACGCAGCAUCAAUGGUCUGCCGCUGCCGUCCAUCCCCACCAUUGAAGCUAAAGAGAAGGCACGUCCAUUUGACUUUGAGGAUGGAGAUGUCUACAUGUCGUCCCACGAGCAUCGUUUCCGGAUGUUCAGCUCUGUAGAGUACGAAGGACAGCUGUACAUGACUCCACAGAACUUCAUCGAGUCCGUUACCAUGAGCGAACCAAGAAACAAGAGGCCAUGGAGGUCCCUGACCAAACAGGAACUGGAGAAAAUCUUGUCAGAUACUCCUCCCGUAUGGAGAGGAUCCUCCAAACUGUUCCGCAACCUGAGAGAAAGAGGAAUCAUCUCGUACACGGAGUAUCUGUUUCUGCUCUGCAUCCUGACAAAACCACAUGCUGGCUUUAAGAUUGCUUUCAAUAUGUUUGAUGCAGACGGCAACCAGAUGGUGGACAAGAGGGAGUUCUUGGUGCUCCAAGAAAUCUUCCGGAAGAAGAACGAGAAGAAGGGGAGGAGAGGAGAUGCGGAAAAGUCAGCUCAGUUGAGUAUGCAGCUGUAUGGAUAUCAGGUUGCCCCCAUGAGCAGCGUGUUAAAAAAAGACAGCCAAGAGUUUGUGGCGCGGAGUUACUGGGACGUUUUGAGGCGAAGCGCCAGUCAAGUCCUCUUUUCUGACCUGGCGGAGGAUUUUACCCUUGAGCGCUCGGAUGAGACCAUCACCAUUGACACCACCAUACUGGUCCAUUUCUUUGGAAAGAAGGGAAAAGCAGAGCUCAACUUUGAUGAUUUCUACAGGUUUAUGGAUAACCUCCAGACUGAGGUGUUGGAAAUUGAGUUUCUGACCUAUUCCAAAGGAAUGACCACAAUUAGCGAGGAAGACUUCGCCAAAAUCCUGCUGCGCUUUACCAACGUCGAGAACAUCAGCGCGUACAUGGAGAACGUGCGCCAGUGUAUUCCGGACGAAAAGAAGCAGGAGGGCAUCACCUUCGAUGAGUUCAGGUCAUUCUUCCAGUUCCUCAACAACCUUGAAGACUUCGCCAUUGCCAUGCAGAUGUACAACUUCGCUUCACGUUCCAUCGGACAAGAUGAGUUUGCAAGGGCGGUGUACGUAGCCACGGGACUCAAGCUGACACGUCACCUGGUGAACACCAUCUUUAAGAUCUUUGAUGUUGACCACGAUGACCAGCUGUCCUACAAGGAGUUCAUCGGCAUCAUGAAGGACCGGCUUCACCGGGGAGCCAGGGGGUAUAAGUCGGUGGAGAGAGCCUCCUCUUUUAGGUCAUGUCUGAAGAAGGAGCUGGCAAGCAGCAGGUGAAGGGCCGGCGCUGCACCUUCUUUUCCAGCUGCGUUCGCUCUGAAGCCCGGAGACAAGUACACCAGCUAUGGAGGACGUAUAAGGAGAGGCCUUAAAGGAAGUAAUAACUCUAAAUGAACUCAGACUUUUGAUUUAUAAGGAACCUGAUUGAGCAGCUUUCUCGUGUCAAAUACAGAUCUCUAAUCCAGCUUCCAAUAAUCACAAGCAUGACUGCAUUGACUGGAAAAUGAACAAUGAAGAUUCUAUUGUUUUUUUGGUUUUUUUGUACUUAUGCCAAUUCUGUCACACAGAAUGUAACAACAAAUAUGAUAUGCAUAUUUUCACUGUUUUUACAUUAAAAUUAUUGUUUCUAAUUUCAAUGCUUAACUGUAAUAAAAUUGCAACUUGUUUAUAUGCUAAAUCAAUAUCACAGUUUAUUUUUUAAUAAUUUUUGACCAAUUUUGGUUAAUUCCUGUACAACUGGUUAUUAACUUGAAGAGCACAAGAAUUAAUAAAUACAAUAUAUAAUGUAUGUAAAAUGUCAUAAGCAUGUUGAAUUUAACGUUUGAAAUUAAGACUUCAAACAUGCACAUGACUAACAAUGAAGAAUUAAAUAGCUGUAUUUCAAAUGUU
Poecilia latipinna (sailfin molly) is the source of this 2178-nucleotide messenger RNA. It is a transcript of the gene micu3a, whose product is annotated as mitochondrial calcium uptake family, member 3a. Gene Ontology annotation, biological process: calcium import into the mitochondrion; mitochondrial calcium ion homeostasis. NCBI's taxonomy places the organism in Eukaryota, Metazoa, Chordata, Actinopteri, Cyprinodontiformes, Poeciliidae. The transcript is spliced from 17 exons. The coding region runs from base 1 to 1566 and encodes 521 amino acids. Gene Ontology annotation, cellular component: uniplex complex. The record is from RefSeq and is a predicted model, not a curated record. Gene Ontology annotation, molecular function: calcium ion binding.